AUGAACAAUGAAAAAUCUGAGGCCAAUCAGAUGGGGGUUAUGGAGAAGAAAGAAGCCCUUGAAACUUUCUUUUCUCCAUUUCUUGAAGCUGCAAAACUUGGGAUUUGCGAGAUUGUCAAUGAAAUUUUGAAUGUUGAUUUCUAUGCUUUUACCUACCGCUACAAAGAUAAUGAUCACGGUCUACUUCAUAUGGCAAUUUUACAUCGCCAAGAAAGGAUUUUCAAAAUUGUAAAAGAAAGGAAUGUGUAUCUACAUACCUGGAAAGGGGUCAGCAAAGGUAGAAAAACUGACAACCUGUUGCAUUUAGCUGGACAGUUGGCAGCUUCAAGUCAGGUCUCCGGUGCAGCAUUGCAAAUGCAGAGAGAACUACAAUGGUUCAAGGCUGUGGAAAGUUAUGUCCAUCCAUCCCUUCAAGAGCAACGAAAUAAGAAUAAUAAAACUCUCAGAGAAGUCUUUACUGAAGAGCACAAGGAAUUGGUUGAACAAGGUGAAAAAUGGAUGAAGGGAACUGCUGCGUCAUACAGUGUUGUAGCCGCAUUGAUAAUAACUAUAGUUUUUACAGCAGCUUUCGCCGUACCAGGCGACAACAACAAUGAUGGGAUACCCAAUUUCUUGCAUGACAUAGCUUUCAUCGUCUUUGUCAUAUCAGAUGUGCUUGCACUCUUUUCUUCCACAGCUUCAGUGCUUAUGUUCUUAGCAAUCCUCACUUCACGUUACUCGGAAGACGAUUUUUUGGUGUCAUUGCCAAGGAAGUUAAUAAUCGGCCUUAUCGCGCUAUUCUUUUCUAUUGCAAGUAUGAUGGCAGCAUUUGGGGCAACCCUUUACACAUUUCUCUUUCAUUCAUGGAAUUGGACUAUCGUUCCAAUUUUGCUACUCGGGUGCUUCCCAGUGACCUUAUUUGCCAUUUUGCAAUUUCCGCUCUUGGUUGAAAUUUUCUUUUCCACUUAUAGACCAAGCAUUCCCACAACCCCAAAUGAAUAA
Messenger RNA from Pistacia vera, 981 nucleotides. RefSeq lists its product as uncharacterized. The transcript is spliced from 3 exons. Lineage: Eukaryota; Viridiplantae; Streptophyta; Magnoliopsida; Sapindales; Anacardiaceae. Bases 1 to 981 code for a protein of 326 amino acids. The record is from RefSeq and is a predicted model, not a curated record.